Cimex lectularius (bed bug) is the source of this 1102-nucleotide messenger RNA. RefSeq names its product chromobox protein homolog 5-like. The coding region runs from base 39 to 866 and encodes 275 amino acids. Gene Ontology annotation, biological process: chromatin organization; negative regulation of transcription by RNA polymerase II. Gene Ontology annotation, cellular component: pericentric heterochromatin. Gene Ontology annotation, molecular function: chromatin binding. Lineage: Eukaryota; Metazoa; Arthropoda; Insecta; Hemiptera; Cimicidae. The transcript is spliced from 8 exons. The record is from RefSeq and is a predicted model, not a curated record.
UACACAGAAAACGCACUUUGAAUAUUUGUGGGAAAGCAAUGAAGAUCGCUAAAAAUUCAGAAGUUAAAACUACUGCAAUGAGGACUCCUGCAAGAAGAGCAAGCUCAAUUAAAAAAACAAAAGAGAAAAAUAACUUUAAUAAAGUUAAAAAUAACUUAAAUAAGAAAGGAAAUGAAUCAAAGCAAAAUCAAGAAGAGAAAAUGGAAUAUUCAUCAGACGAAUAUGAGGUUGAAAAGAUUGUUGGCCAUAGGGAAAAGAGUGGAAAAACUGAGUAUAAAAUCCGCUGGAAAGGCUACAGUCCGAGUGAAGAUUCAUGGGAAGAAGAGUCCAAUCUUAACUGCAAAGAGCUUAUUAAUGAGUACUUAAUUUCUAUAAAGAAGGACAGCUCUGAGAAAAAAUCCGAAAUUUUAGAGGUCGAAGAGAUUACAAAUCAUAGAACACUCAAUGGAAUAACACAAUAUAAAAUCCGUUGGAAGGGACAGAGUUCUAAACAUGAUGUUUGGAAAAAUGAAUCUGACCUUAAUUGUAACGAACUGAUUGAGAAGUACUUAUCGCAAAAAAAUAAUGUACAAAAUACAGAAUCUGUGUCAGAAGAUGAAGAAUGGGAGAUUGAAAAAAUUAUCAAAAUGGACACUCUUAAAUCGGGGAAAAGGAAGUUCCUUGUACGAUGGAAAGGGUUCACUUCUGAGGAUGACACCUGGGAACCUGAGGAAAGUUUAAAGGACACAGAAAUGCUUGAAAAUUUCCUUGCUAAGGAGGAAAAGGUCAGCAUGGUGUUAAGUGAUACACCGAUUCAGAUCAUUUUGGUCUGCCUACUUUCGCUGUUUUUGGCCUGGCAGAACUUCGACUUUUGGUCAUCUUCAUGAGGCAAACCCACCACCACCGAAGACGGCGAAAGUCUCUAUUCAACUUAACCAAGGAACACCAUCCAAAAAUCUAAGUAUGUUUCUUUCAAAAUUGACUUUGUCUAAAUGAACAAAUGUGGUUUGACAUUUUGUGAGACAAUUAGUUCAUUUUAGUUUAACAUUUUUUUUUUACAUAAGAUAAUCUCAAGUUGUUCAAGGAUGUGGCUUGAAUUUUAUUCAAGAAAUUUAUAUGACAG